This is a messenger RNA of Rhizopus microsporus ATCC 52813, 897 nucleotides long. Its product is annotated as ClpP/crotonase. Gene Ontology annotation, biological process: fatty acid beta-oxidation. NCBI's taxonomy places the organism in Eukaryota, Fungi, Mucoromycota, Mucoromycetes, Mucorales, Rhizopodaceae. Gene Ontology annotation, molecular function: enoyl-CoA hydratase activity. Gene Ontology annotation, cellular component: mitochondrion. The coding region runs from base 41 to 889 and encodes 282 amino acids. The transcript has 6 exons. The record is from RefSeq and is a predicted model, not a curated record.
UUUUCUUUUCUUUUUUUUUUUUCUCUCACAAUAAACAUUGAUGUUUGCUAGAUCUUUCCGUGUUAUCUCUCCUCGCUACCUACCCAAGCGUUUUAUAUCUACAGACCAAAGUAACAGAGAGGCGUUUUUAGAGCAUCUGGAAGGAGGUAUUGCUGUACUUCAAUUGAACCGUCCUGCCUCGAGAAAUGCUUUAUCUGUCAGAUUAGUGGAUGAAUUUAGAGCCUCAUUGGCUGAAGUACGCUUCUCUGGGGAAUCAAGAGUUUUGAUCAUUAAGAGUGCUGUUCCUGGCGCCUUUUGUUCUGGUGCCGAUUUAAAAGAACGUGCAAAUAUGACUCCUGUUCAAGUAAGUCAAUUCCUAUAUAAUCUUCGAAAGGCAUUCAGAGACUUGGAGACACUUCCAAUUCCUACCAUUGCAGCCAUUGAUGGCCCAGCAUUUGGUGGAGGAUUAGAAAUGGCACUAUCUUGUGAUAUUCGUAUUGCUGGCCCAUCUUCUAAAAUGGGACUGACAGAAACUAAGCUGGCCAUUAUUCCAGGUGCUGGAGGAACACAGCGAUUGCCUAGAUUGAUUGGCGUUUCUAAAGCCAAAGAACUCAUUUUUACCGGAGAGAUUUUAGAUUCAAAUAGAGCCAAGGAAUAUGGAAUUGUCAAUCAUGCAGCUGAGAAUAGUGCAUAUGAGAAGGCACUUGAAAUUGCAAAAUCGAUCUUGCCUCAAGGACCUAUUGCCAUUCGUAUGGCCAAGUUAGCUAUUGAUCGUGGUAUUCAUUUGGAUAUGGACUCUGGUUUGGAAAUUGAGCAGUCUUAUUAUGCUCAAGUUAUACCAACAGAGGACAGAUUAGAAGGAUUGAGGGCAUUUAAAGAAAAGAGAAAGCCUGUUUAUAAAGGAAAAUAAACAAUAGA